Lampris incognitus (smalleye Pacific opah) is the source of this 2569-nucleotide messenger RNA. Its product is annotated as eomesodermin-like. The transcript has 7 exons. Bases 276 to 2063 code for a protein of 595 amino acids. The record is from RefSeq and is a predicted model, not a curated record. Gene Ontology annotation, molecular function: RNA polymerase II cis-regulatory region sequence-specific DNA binding; DNA-binding transcription factor activity, RNA polymerase II-specific. Gene Ontology annotation, cellular component: nucleus. Gene Ontology annotation, biological process: mesoderm formation; positive regulation of DNA-templated transcription; endodermal cell fate specification. NCBI's taxonomy places the organism in Eukaryota, Metazoa, Chordata, Actinopteri, Lampriformes, Lampridae.
GUGAAACGGAGUUCGCCUCCUCCGCAUGCGAUCAGCGCGGCAGCAGCCCAGACAGGCCCGCACGCACGCGGGACAGGAUGCGGGAGUCGCAGGGUUCACGUGGCCUCUCGUAGCCCGCUUUGCCGCUCCUCCGACCUCCGCUGGCCUUAGGGAUGCUGACAGAAGUGGGCUUUUCAGAAGAAACCUGGCAGAAGAAGAAAAAAAGAUUUCCGGUGCGUUCCGAGCGUUUGAAUAGAACAGUGUAGUUCGGACCAGAAGAAGACGCGAGAGCAGAGAUGCUGGGUGGGGAGGGGGAGCGCGGCGGCGGAUUCCCCCCGCGCGACGACGCGGCGGACGACGGCCGGAAGUCUCCCUCCGGCACCGAUGCUGCGGGCCGCAGCAGAUACACGGACCCCGCGGUCGUCUCGGAUCGAUACUUUCUCCCGUCCAAACAAAGCACGGACGGGACCAAUCCCUGCUCUUUUCUCCCGUAUGCCGGCCAGGCCGGCGCCGUUUACACCCCAUCGAGCACGGCGAGGUACCCCGCCCCGCUCCACCUGGGCUCCGUGCUGCCACCCGCCGGGCUCUCCCCCGCGGUGUGCGCCGCCGGCCGCCCCCGGUUCAGCUCGCCUUACCAGUUCGCCCAGAGCCCCGGCUGCAUUUAUCCGCCGUACACCGGCUCAGGGCCCGGUAUUAACCCGGUGUCGUUGUCCUCCGCCGGGACUGGAGCGAGGCCCCAGGUCUACCUCUGCAACCGGCCGUUGUGGCUCAAGUUCCACCGUCACCACACCGAGAUGAUCAUCACCAAACAGGGCAGACGGAUGUUCCCGUUUCUCAGUUUUAACAUAGCCGGCCUCAGCCUGUCGGCGCAUUACAACGUGUUCGUGGAGGUCGUGCUCGCAGAUCCAAACCACUGGAGGUUCCAGGGGGGAAAGUGGGUCACAUGCGGCAAGGCGGACAGCAAUAUGCAGGGGAACAAAGUGUACAUCCAUCCCGAAUCUCCGAAUACGGGGGCCCAUUGGAUGCGCCAGGAAAUCUCCUUCGGAAAAUUGAAGCUUACCAAUAACAAAGGGGCCGGUACCAGUAGUUCCCAGAUGAUUGUCCUGCAGUCUCUGCAUAAAUACCAGCCGAGGCUGCACAUGGUGGAGGUGACUGAAGAUGGGGUGGAGGAUAUGAGCUCUGACAUGAAGACUCAGACCUUUACCUUUCCAGAGACCCAGUUCAUAGCUGUGACUGCAUACCAGAACACUGAUAUUACACAGCUGAAAAUCGACCACAAUCCCUUUGCCAAAGGAUUCAGGGACAACUAUGAUUCGAUGUACACUGCCCAAGAGAACGACCGUCUCACCCCGUCCCCAACAGACUCCCCCCGCUCCCACCAGAUCGUCCCCGGGGCCCGCUAUGCCGUGCAGCCCCUCUUCCAGGACCAGUUCAUCAAUAACCUACCACAGAACCGCUUCUACAACAGCGAGAGGGCCGUGCCGCAGACUAACAGCCUGCUCUCUGCCCGGACAGAGGACGCAGCCUCGCAGAGGUGGUUUGUCACCUCCGUGCAGCAAGGACCAAGCGGGGGCGUCGCCAAUGGCAAACUAGAGCUGACCCCUUACGAUGGGGAAUACUCCAGCACUCUGCUUCCCUACGGUAUCAAAUCCUUGUCCGUGCAGACACCACAAGCUCUCAGCUAUUACCCAGAUUCUCCUUUCACCGCCAUGUCUGCAGGGUGGGGGUCCAGGGGGGCAUACCGGGGGAAGGUCACUCCCAGCCUGUCCUGGUCUCCUAGGCCCAGUCCCACCGCAGUUUUUCAAGAUGACUCAGACAAGGAGAAGCCACAGACGGAGGAGAUCAGCGGCAGCAGCGGGGUUCUGAUCUCCACCUGGACGGACACACAGCCACCACCUCUUUCCCUAGAAACAGCCUGCAAGCGACGGCGCUUGUCUCCGAGUGGGCCAACCGGAGAAAACUCGCCUGCUGACAUCACUUGCGAGGGCUUGGCCCCCACUGCCACCAACAACAGCCCCUACAGCAAGGAAACAGCUUCCUUUAAAAACAUGGCAGGCUACUAUUCCCUCUACACAAGCCCUUGAAUGUAUUUGCCUCUCAUGAAGACUGCCCGUCCUGCAGUUUACUUCUGUUUCUGUUGGCAUUUUGGGGCUUUUGCUUCGCCAUCACCACAAAUGUGAAACUCAGAUUUAUUUCAGUUGUUAUUCUGUUUGUCAUAACAGAUUAUUCUCUUGUUUGCAUUUGUAUUGCUUGAAAGUGAAACUGCUUUUUUUAUGAUUCUAGACCUGUGAGAAAACGUGCGUGGGGGCGGAGAGUGUGAAGGCAACACAAUCUUGAAAUGCAUUAAGCGUUCACAUCUUUGUGAAGCUCACAUGUUAAAGUCGACCCACAAUUGUACAAUUUACUCUGUAUUUAGAAUUUUAAAAGUGCCAAAGCAACCGUUUUUGUUGCCAAGUUUGUUCUGCAUUGUCAAACAUGUUUUUAUUGUUUAUGUACACUAAUGUACCCUACCUGCCUUCACAUUGAAGUUCUGUGUUUACAAACGCUUUGUUAUUGACACUGAAGGCUAUGUCAUUUGCGCACUAUUUAA